CGGUUUGUUAAACCCUAACAAAACCCUGCUAUAGCACAUUCUGCGAGAGGUAACAAAUAGACAAGGCACCUGCAUUAGCACAUUCCGAGAGCAACGAAAAUGAAUCUCGUCCGUCUAAUUUCCGGCCGAGGAAGGCUUCUCCGCCAGCUGUGCACGGGGGCUACGGAGGCCAAUCGUCCGGCGAAGAAGCAAGGCCUUUAUCAAAGGUUAUCAGAGAAGGAAAAGACCGGAUUGAGCGCGUCAGAGACGUUGAACCAGUACAUGACAGAGGGCAGAGUCGCCGGAAAAAGCGAACUCAUGCGUAUCGUCAAGGAGCUCCGUAAGUAUCGCAGGUUCCAGGAUGCUCUUGAGGUAAUGGAGUGGAUGGAGAAGAGGAAUUCUAAGUUUCCGCGGACAUAUAAUCAUGCAGUGCAUUUAGAUCUUGUGUGCAAAACCAAAGGGGUGGUUGCAGCUGAGAGUUACUUUAAUAGUCUUCCUCCUCCUGCCAUGGACAUGUACACAUAUGGUACUCUUUUGAAUUGUUACUGUCAGGAACUAAUGGCGGAUAAGGCAUUGGAUCUGUUUGACAAGAUGAAUGAAUUGGGUUAUGUCACUUCUUUGAAUUUCAACAAUCUGAUGACUCUGUUCAUGAAGUUGGGUCAGCCACUGAAAGUGCAUCAGCUGGUGGAUGAGAUGAAGCAGAGGAACAUUCCCAUGAGUGCAUUCACGUAUCAUGCGUGGAUGAAUAGCUACGCCGCUUUGAAUGACCUAGAUGAGGUUGAGAGGAUCUUUGAGAAGAUGAAAGUAGAAGAUGAAGACAAAAUUGAGUGGCAGACUUAUAGCAACCUUGCUGUUAUUUAUGUGAAGGCUGAACAGUUUGAGAAAGCAGAGUCGAUGCUUAGGAAGCUGGAACGAAAGGUGAAGCCGCGGCCGCGUGAAGCAUACCUUGCUGCUAUCUAUGUGAAGGAUAACAAAUUUAAGAAAGCAGGGGAGAUGUUUCAGAAGCUGGAACAAAAGGUGAGGCCGCGGCCGCGCGAAGCAUACCACUGCUUAAUUAGUCUUUAUGCAAAAACUGGUAAUCUUGAGAAGGUUUAUAAGUUAUGGUAUUUCCUCAAGUCAGUCUCUCCAGUGAUCAAUGAAAGCUAUCUUAUCAUGAUUUGUGCUCUUAAAAGGCUUAAUGAUAUGGAGGGCUUAAUCAAGUGCUUUAAGGAGUGGGAAUCUAGGUGCGAACGUUAUGAUUUGAGGUUGGUUAGUACUGUAAUAAGUGCUUACUUGAGUGAGGACAUGGGUGAAGAAGCUGCAUUGGUGUUUAAGGAGGCUAUGAAGAAGAGCAAAGGACCUUUCUUUAAGAUUAGGGAAAGGUUCAUGGUAUUCUUCUUGGAGAAACGUCAAUUGGAUGGUGCUGUUAGCCACUUAGAGGCGGCGCUUUCGGAAGUCGUGGGUGAUGAAUGGCGUCCUUUCCCACAUGUUGUGAGGGCCUUUGUAAAGUAUUAUAAAGAAGAAACAGAUCUUGAUGGUGUUGAUGAGUUAAGCAAGAUUCUCAAGACUCACAACUUUGAUGAUUCCUGGCUUCAGAGUUCCAUUGCAGCAUCUGAGUCAUCUCCUGAAAAUGAAGAUUCUAUUGUCAAUGGUGCACUUCAGAACUUGCAAGAUGAUGUUCACUGUGAAGUGUAUGUGGAAAGAUGCCUGUAUCUAAAAGAAAGCAAGUGUGUUGGUAUUUGCACUAACACCUGUAAGUUUCCAACACAGCACAUUCUGAGAGCAACGAAAAUGAAUCUUGUCCGUAUAAUUUCCGGCGGAAGAAGGCUUCUCCGCCACCUGUGCACGGCGGUUACGGAGGCUGAUCGUCCGGCGAAGGGGCGAAGCCUUUAUCAAAGGUUAUCAGAGUUGGAGAAGACCGGAAUGAGCGCGUCACAGACGUUGGACCAGUAUAUAUCAGAGGGCAAAGUCGCCGGAAAGAAGGAGCUCAUGAGUAUCGUCAAGGAGCUCCGGAAGUAUCGCAGAUUCCAGGAUGCUCUUCAGAUAAUGAAAUGGAUGGAGAGUAGGGUAGAGUCUCCCUUGGAUUAUAAUUAUGCAGUGCAUUUAGAUCUUGUGUGCAAAAACGAAGGGGUGGUUGCCGCUGAGAAUUACUUCAAUAGUCUUCCUCCUCUUGCCAUGAACAAGUACACAUAUGGUGCUCUUUUGAAUUGUUAUUGCAAGGAACUAAUGGUAAAUAAGGCAUUGGCUCAUUUUGACAAGAUGAAUGAAUUGGGUUAUGUCACUUUUUUGAGUUUCAACAAUCUGAUCGGUAUGUACAUGAGGUUGGGUCAACCACUGAAAGUGCAUGAGUUGGUGCAUGACAUGAAGGAGAGGAACAUUCCCAUGAGUGCAUUCGCAUAUCAUGCGUGGAUGAAUAGCUACGCCGCUUUGAAUGACCUUGUCGGGGUUGAGAAAAUCUAUGAACUGAUGAAAUUAGAAGUUGAAACCAAAAUUGAUUGGUUGACUUAUAGCAACCUUGCUGCUAUCUAUGUGAAGGCUAAACAAUUUGAGAAGGCAGAGUUGAUGCUUAGGAAGCUGGAACAAGCGGUGAAGCCGCGGAAGCGCGAAGCAUACCAUUGCUUACUGAGUCUUUAUGCAGGAACUGGUAAUCUUGAAAAGGUUUAUAGUUUAUGGGAUUCCCUCAAGUCAGUCACUCCAGUGCUCAAUGUCAGCUAUCUUUGCAUGAUUUCUGCUCUUAAAAGGCUAAAUGAUAUGGAGGGCUUAAUCAGGUGCUUUAAGGAGUGGGAAUCUAGGUAUGGACAUUGUGAUUUAAGGUUGAUUAGUGCUGUAAUAAGUGCUUACUUGAGUCAUGAUAUGGGUGAAGAAGCUGCAUUGGUGUUUAAGGACGCUAUCAAGAAGAGUAAAGGACCUUUCUUUAAGAUUCGGGAAAUGUUCAUGAUAUUCUUCUUGGAGAAAUGUCAAUUGGAUGGUGCUGUGAGCCACUUAGAGGCAGCGCUCUCGGAAGUCGUGGGUGAUGAAUGGCGUCCUACACCACGUGUUUUGAGGGCCUUUGUAAAGUAUUAUAAAGAAGAAACAGAUCUUGAUGGUGUUGAUGAGUUAAGCAAGAUUCUCAUGACUCACAACUUUGAUGAUUCCUGGCUUCAGAGUUCCAUUGCAGCAGCUGAGUCAUCUCCUGAAAUUUAUCCAAUAUUGAAUGAAGAUUCUGUUCUUGAGAACUUGCAAGAUGAUGUUCACUGUGAAUAAGAAAGAACUCUGGUUGGAUUAUUUGUAAGAACCAGCUAGAAGACUCAUUGACAAAUUCUAUUUAGUAUGCUGUACUUGUUUUCCUAUACUAUUUUGAGCAACUUUUCACUUUGCAAAUGAUAUUGAAAACUUGCUCUCUCCAA
This is a messenger RNA of Lotus japonicus, 3344 nucleotides long. RefSeq lists its product as uncharacterized. The transcript is spliced from 5 exons. Gene Ontology annotation, cellular component: mitochondrion. The record is from RefSeq and is a predicted model, not a curated record. Bases 100 to 3201 code for a protein of 1033 amino acids. Gene Ontology annotation, molecular function: iron ion binding; protein binding. Lineage: Eukaryota; Viridiplantae; Streptophyta; Magnoliopsida; Fabales; Fabaceae.